UACUGGUGUUGCUUUAGCCCCUGUUUUCACGUGUGAUAAUGCACGGUGAUCUGAAGGAAGUCUUUCCUUUGGACCCUAAGCGCCAACAGAAGCAGGAAAUUAUAAGGUUUCCCAAGCUAAGGCACAUCCACCUGUACCAGCUCUCCGCUCUAAAGGGCAUCUGUGGGAGCAGGAUGUUCGCGCCCAACCUUGAGACCGUCAAGGUCAGGGGCUGUUGGGGCCUUAGCCGCCUGCCGGCCAUCAGCCGCAGCACCAGCAAGCGGCCCAAGGUGGACUGUGAGAAGGACUGGUGGGACAACCUGAAGUGGGACGGUCUCGAGGCGAAACACGACCCUUCGCUCUAUGAACCACGCCACUCGCGAUACUACAAGAAAGCCCACCUGCCAAGAGGCACCGUACUCAGGUAAACAAUUCCUUCCAUGAUUCGAGCGCUACAGGCACGUAGACCCUAUGGUGCUACGGUGCUUAAUUAGCAGAAGCUUUCUCUGGAGUGCACGUUUGUGUGUGUUGCUGUGCCUUACUUCAUGCUGCUUGAUUGGUCUGUGUGGUGGUGUGAAAUCUGCAUCUGCAUUGCCAUGGUGUGGUGGUGCGUCUUCCAGUUCAGUUUGAUUUGAUUUGGUUUGGUUUGUUUAGUUUGCUCAGCUUUGCUCGAUGAAAGCCAUAUAAGCGUCAAAGUAAGUAUGCAUCAUCGUGUUGGAUAGAUGAUGCAUGCAUGGUACAAGCUUUGAGAGAAAUAAAUAAGAGAGGGCAUUCAGCCUGAGCUGCAUGAGCGACCUGCCUGCUCAUGCUGUUGCUAUGCUGCUGCUCUCCAUUUGUUUGUUGUGGUGUGUGAUUUGUCAGCUACAGACUGAUUAUUGUAAUGCUAUAAGCAAUUCCUCCGACUUGUAUACAAAUGGUGAUUCGUGUGUGUCAUCAUAUAUAAACUGUACCUUUUUA
Triticum aestivum (bread wheat) is the source of this 936-nucleotide messenger RNA. RefSeq names its product putative disease resistance protein At1g63350. The record is from RefSeq and is a predicted model, not a curated record. The coding region runs from base 39 to 407 and encodes 122 amino acids. The transcript has 2 exons. Lineage: Eukaryota; Viridiplantae; Streptophyta; Magnoliopsida; Poales; Poaceae.